Molecule: messenger RNA, 292 nt
Organism: Meloidogyne enterolobii
Lineage: Eukaryota; Metazoa; Nematoda; Chromadorea; Rhabditida; Meloidogynidae
Source: the annotation of a GenBank genome assembly
UCGAAAAAAAUUUUUUUAAAGGUUGUCGAGUUUACUUACUAUGGUUGGAAUUAUUACAGUUGGUGCUAAAAGUUCUGAAGAUUUGUUUAUUUUGCUUAUCCUUCUGCCUAUUGGACUUAUAAUUUGUUGUCUGGCGCUUAUUCCAAUUUAUUGUGACCAUUGUAAGGAUGCUAGGCAUUAUUGUAAUGUUUGUGAUACUUAUAUUGGCAAAUAUUUUCAUGACAGUCAAAGGCCUAUAAUUAUUAUACCGCCAGAAUUAUAUCAACAAAGAGCCAAUCAACAAAACAAUUAG